Medicago truncatula (barrel medic) is the source of this 1739-nucleotide messenger RNA. Its product is annotated as cyclin-D5-1. NCBI's taxonomy places the organism in Eukaryota, Viridiplantae, Streptophyta, Magnoliopsida, Fabales, Fabaceae. The record is from RefSeq and is a predicted model, not a curated record. The transcript is spliced from 5 exons. The coding region runs from base 202 to 1263 and encodes 353 amino acids.
AUAACUGCAAAUUAACGUCCCAUUAUAUCUGUUUCUGUUUAUUUUGGCGGCACCAAAACCGCAACUUCCCACUCACUCACUACUAUCCACUCUUCCACUUAAUCUAACCUCUCUCCAAACACUUCCUACUAUUUAGCACUUAGCUUCUUCUUCUUCCACGACAAGUCUUCACUUUGAGACAUUUUUUGUUCCAAAUCAAACAUGGGGAGCUAUGUUGGCACCCCUUUUUCUUUGUCUAGUCUCAUGUGUCAUGAACAAGAUGAAUCCACUCUCAUCUUUGAAGAAGAUGAAGAUGAAUCCACUUUCUUCAUCAACUCAUCACUUGAUAAUAAUAACAAUAACCCUUGGUUUCUUUUGGAUGAUGAAGAAGAAUACAUUCAAUAUUUGUUCAAACAAGAAACAGGACUUGGAUUUGGAUCCAUCACUCAUUUUUUAUGCUAUGAUGAUCAUGAUGUUGAAGUUGAAGAUGAUGAUUCAAGCAAAAGCUUAUUCUGGUUGAGAAAUGCUCGUUUGCAUGCUAUUGAUUGGAUUUUCAAUACACAAGCUAAAUUUGGAUUCACAGUUCAAACAGCUUAUUUAUCAAUCAAUUAUUUUGAUCGGUUUCUUUCAAAACGAUCCAUUGAUGAAUCAAAACCUUGGGCUAUUCAAUUGUUGUCAGUUGCAUGUUUAUCAAUUGCAGCAAAAAUGGAAGAACAAAGUGUUCCUCCACUGUCAGAAUAUCCAAUAGAAUAUCGAUUUGAGAACAAAGUUAUCAAGAACAUGGAACUUUUGAUUUUGAGUACUUUGGAAUGGAAAAUGGGAUUACCAACCCCUUUUGCUUAUUUACAUUAUUUCUUCACCAAGUUUUGCAAUGGAUCAAGAUCAGAAACAAUAAUCACAAAAGCCACACAACACAUUGUGACAAUGGUCAAAGAUUUUAAUUUGAUGAAUCAACGACCAUCUACAAUUGCUUCUGCUUCUAUAUUAGCAGCUUUUGAUUCCACGUUAACCAAAAAGGAAAUUGAUCUUCGGAUUAGUUUAGUCUCAUCAUGUGGAAAUCUAGAAAGUGAGCAUGUAUUUUCAUGUUACAAUGUUAUACAAGAAAAGAUUAGAGACAAAGUUAACAAGACGCCUUCAUCGGAUUUAUUAUCAACAGAAUCAAAUUCCACAUGUGUUGUUGUUGAAAACAAAUUUAAUGCUUGUGUAGGAGUUAAGAGAAAGCUUAGUUAUGAGGAGAUGAACAUUGAAGAUUUUCCACCGGGACAAAAGCUACGUCAACCUUAAUUAGUUUGUGAUUUUUAUAUACAAGAAAAUUAAUUUGAUUGGUGUUUAUUUAAUUGCUGAUUGGAUUAUUAUAGCCUAUAUGAUUUUUUUUUUUGUUUCUAUUGAGAAAUUAUUAUUGUUUUUUAGUAGAAUGAUUUGGUAUUGAUUUAGUACCCAACAACAAAAAAGUUUAUGCAAGUGACUACCAAGAAGAUAGGGGAAAAAAAGGAAGAGUAAAUAAAUAAAUGAAAAGUUGUUAUAGCUUUUGUUUAGCCAAUGGUAAGUGAUGAAUUGGUGAUUGAAAGUUCACAAGGAUUGUGGUGGUGAAGUGAAAGAUGUUACAUAAGUGGAACACAAUUUAUUAUUAUUCCUAGUGAUAGUGUUUGCUUUUACAACUGUAAUUUCUUUUUGUAUUUUUUCUUUCACUUAUUAAUUAAAUUAUUUUGUUGUGACUAGAAAUAUUGAAUAGUUGAAUACUACUACUUGCACUUGGGAUA